CAGCCGUCGCUUCUAUUUCCGGAUGUGACGUCAAGUCAAAACAACAAUGAGACAUUUCUAUUGGCUCAUUCAGGAAAGUGACGAGCGGUCUUUUGUAUGACCGAUGAACCGCAGGAGAGCCCCUCGUCGCAUCUCUCACUCUCAGAGGAGGGAUGCACCGGCAGGAGGAGGAGGAGGAGGAUGGAGAACUAGGACUGAAGAACAGUGGCGAGGCCCAGGCAAAUCACAGGUCAUAGAGGGGGACACCGAUGAGAGACAUGGGGACGAAGCCGUGCCCAGGGGGACCUGCCAGACCAUGUGCCCUGCCCGUGAGCUGCGGGACCGCCAGCUGCAGAGCCGCCUCCACCGCUUCGAGGUGUCGGCGGGCACGGAGGGAGAUCGGCGGCCCAAGGGAGACCCCCUGCGCGUGGUCAAAGAGUACUCCAGACCAGCAGCCGGGAAAGACUUGACGAACCCCGCGGAUCUCCGGCCAGCUGCGGUGCUGCUGAAAACUGUGUGUUACCUCGUUGACGACAUCGUCGCCUCACCUCACCUGCAUCCUUGGACAGAGGCUUACAGCUUCGCCUUUGACCGUCUGCGCGGCGUGAAACAGGACAUGAUCAUCCAGAGGGUGUCGGGUUCGACCUGCGUGGCCAUUCUGGAGCGGACGGUGCGUUUCCUCAUCUACGCCUCGUACCGCCUUUGCGGGGAGCCCCUGCGCCUCUACGACCCGCGCAUUAACGACACACACCUGCAGGAGAAUCUGAGCUGGCUGUUGGAUUGCUACGGCGCCGGAGCAGGACCGCAUGCCAACCAGGACGAGUUGCAAGCUCUUGGUCUGCUGUACAACUUGGGUUCGGCUCGUGCCACGCAGCACGUCAUGGGGCUGCCCAGCCGGCUCCGCAGCUCUCCCGCCAUCACCCUCGCUCUUUCCAUCAACCGAGCUUUUCUGGAGCGAAACCCCGUGCGGUUGCUCCGGUUGGCUCGGCGGUUGAACUUCCUGCAGAGCUGCGCCCUGCACCGCCACUUGGUGACGUGCGGCCGGGAUCUGCUGCUAAUCUACAGCCACGGCUUCAGCAGCCGCAACUGCCGCUUCCCUCUUGACGAAGUGGCUCAGCUGUUGUCUCUGGACGCGAGCCUCGCGGCGCGGCUUUGCCAAGCGCACGGAGUGGCGGUUAACCGGGACAACCAGCUGGUGUUCUCGAAGGCCGCGUUCACUGAGCCUGAACACGGGAAGCUGCACUGCAAACUGUAUCACGGCAUAGUGGCAGAGAGACAAAGGGGCCUCGGCGUUGGGAACCUCAUUCACGGAUCAGCUUGAGACAAAAAAAAAGAGUGAAUCGUUACUACAAGUAAAGGGAUGCUUGAUUGUUAUGCAUAGGACAUUUUCUCCUUGGCUCCUGUCCCGCGAUCAGUGACGUGCAGGGAUUUAACUGCACGUCACUGAAAACGGCAGUGUUUUCAUCUUUCUACUUCUGUGGUGAUUUUGAGCCGUGCAGCUACUUUCUAGGACGCGUGUGCAACAUUAGGUUCAGGGUUUUUGUUGACAUCAUCUGAGAAAAGCUCCGAAAUAAAAGGUCCCUCCCGGUGCUAGAGGCGCUUUUUUUUAAUUUUUCCAUCCUGAUCACACGCUUGGUUGCCUGACUUCCUUUAAAGAUGUGAAUUACUUUUAUAAUGUUACUCUAUAUUGUUGUAUCGGUUCAGUGUUAUGUUAAUGCCAUAUUGUUUUUGUUCAAAGUACCUCAGAAGCACUUAAAUAAAUGAUUGUUACCUAAAGG
This is a messenger RNA of Gasterosteus aculeatus aculeatus (three-spined stickleback), 1757 nucleotides long. It is a transcript of the gene sac3d1, whose product is annotated as SAC3 domain containing 1. Gene Ontology annotation, biological process: spindle assembly; centrosome duplication. Lineage: Eukaryota; Metazoa; Chordata; Actinopteri; Perciformes; Gasterosteidae. Gene Ontology annotation, cellular component: spindle; nucleus; centrosome. The record is from RefSeq and is a predicted model, not a curated record.